Molecule: messenger RNA, 3968 nt
Organism: Mercenaria mercenaria
Lineage: Eukaryota; Metazoa; Mollusca; Bivalvia; Venerida; Veneridae
Product: mutS protein homolog 5-like
Biological process (GO): mismatch repair; chiasma assembly
Cellular component (GO): nucleus
Molecular function (GO): ATP-dependent DNA damage sensor activity; mismatched DNA binding; ATP binding
Source: RefSeq, a predicted model, not a curated record
GCUGAAAAUAGAAUGACAUAAGAUUUGUAUCUUUUCAUUGGUCAGAUUUGACAUCAUAUUUCACGUGACCUAAGAGCGAUGUUCUGAUUUGAUGGUUGUUAUAGAAACAAACUGGAUUAUGGGAUACUACAACAUCCAAAUAAGGAAAAUCUAUUUUUAUCAAUGACGUUCUUUGACGUAAAUUGGAAUUCCCCGAUAGCGAAACCGAGGCAGAGACACGAAGCCAGACGAAGCGCGAAAACGAAUGACAUUCAUCUUAAAAGAAAAAGUAUUAAACUUCAGAAGAAGUAAUGUGACUUCUUGAAUCUUCAAGUCCACUUGUAAGAGAUUGCUUGGAUACUUGGGAUGGAUUCUAUACAUGGUAAAAGAAAAAGCUUUGCCUUACAAAACCUUUCAGGACCUGUUACCGGUAUGAAGGAUUCAACAGAAUCUAUACAGCUACCAUCAAUAGAUAGAAAUAAAAGUAAUCUUUCAAGUGAAAGCCCUUACAAAUUUACUGGCAAUGUUACUUUUGGAAGUUCCAACUACAACAGUUUUUCACGACCAUUACAAAGACCAGUGUCCACACCAAAGUCGGAUACAAUUACAAGAUUUAACAAAAACUCUGAGGAAAAGAGCUGCACAGAAGGGAUUGCUAAUGAUACUGGUCCCAGUUAUUUUAAGCCACCUCCUCGAAGAGGACCAUUUUCAGUGGAAACCCCGUAUUUUAAUAAAGCGACUCCACUGAUUCUUGCUACAGCACGACAUACCGGCUCAUCCAUUACAGCAUCAUGUAACACUGAUUCAAUCAGACAACUACAGAAUCCUUAUACAGAUCAGAUUACAGCAAGUGGAGUGUCAUCAGAGUACUUUCAGAAGAGGACUCCUGCUGGCUGUAGGUCAUUGCCAUCUAACGACAGCAGGUCUAUACCCACCGUUACUGGGUCGGCAACCUCCUCGGGGCUUGAUACAGGGGAGGAAGAGGAUAUAAGUGAUGCAGAUGUCAGACAGAUAAGGCAGAAUGGAAACAGUUUGUCUUCAUCUAACAAGUUGCAGAUCUACAUGGGUGUGAUAUGGCACGGAGGUAAGAUGGGUGUGGCAUACUAUGACCUUGACACAACAGUUGUACAUAUCAUGCUGGAUAUCCAGGAGACAGAUGACUUUAAGCUGUUGCUCAAAGUGUUGAAGGAGAUCUGUCCAGUCCAGAUUGUUGUCAGCUCAAAACAAGAUGAAAGAAUGUUGAAAGUUUUAAGAAACUAUGCAUUAGAGGUAACCAAUGUAAAUGUGUCAGCUGAUGACAACUGUCCAAUGCUACAGUUUCUUCCAAGCAUAGAUUUCUCAACAGAGAUCUGUAAAAGACGAGUGAUAUCCAUGGAUCUACCCUCUAUACCUGAUCAUUAUGUAGAUGCAGAGAGAACGAUGUAUAUUUCUUCACUGAUUCCAUUUGAAAAUGUCUGCAUGAUACGUGCUAUGGGAGGUUUGUUAAAGUACCUGGAGAAGAUGAGGAUUGGUAUUGAACUGGAGGAAGCUGGUACAAGACUACCUGUGUUAGAUGUUAAAAUAGUUACACUUGCCUUACAGAUAUUUCAGAAAGAGUCACACCCAUCUGUUUAUAAGGCAGGAACCAGCAACAGUGCAAAGGAGGGACUUAGCUUAUUUGGCAUAAUGAACAGGACAAAGUCACAGAUUGGGAGUAGAUUGCUUAGGACAUGGUUCCAGAGACCUCUAAAGGACAAGGAGGCUAUACAGAAUCGCCAUGCAGCCAUUGCUUACUUUAACAACCCCAGAAACUUGGAAUUUGUUACCUCCCUUGAAGAAUCAGUCAAAAACGUGAAAAAUAUCUCAAAAAUACUGACAAGAAUGAUGACAUCACAAGCUUCUGUAGGGGACUGGCAGGUUUUAUACAAGACUGUGUACAAUGCCACCUCGAUAAAGGAGCUGUGUAGAGCCCAGCCUCAGACUGUUGAGAUCAUCAGAAAGGUGACUGAGAAAUUCACAGAUGAUCUUCAUCAGGUUACAAACUACAUCUAUAAAGUUGUAGAUUUUCAGGAGUGCUCCUUGCAGAACAGAUUUGUGGUGAAGCCUAAUGUCAAUGAAAAUUUGGAUAAAAAAAAGCGCAUGUAUAGUGGAUUGCCUGAAUAUUUGACAGAAGUUGCGUACCAGGAGCUAAACAACUUGGAUAAUGAUGUAACAUUAUGUUCUAUUCUGUAUAUACCUCAGAUUGGAUAUCUGCUAGCUAUACCAGAGACAGCUAUGAUCAACCAGUCAGAUGAUAGAAUUAACUAUGAAAUAAAUGGACUUGAGUUUGUGUUUCUGUCCAACAAUGUCUUACAUUACCGAAGUGCCCGAACCAGAGAGCUUGACACACUGCUGGGAGACACUCGCUGUGAUAUCACAGACAUGGAGACAGCCAUCAUGCACAAGUUACAGAACAACAUCUUGAAAUAUUCCAGCCUUCUUCUGACUGUGUUAGACAUCUGUGCUGAACUGGACUGUUUGUUGUCACUGGCAGCAUGCGCCAGAGAAUACAGCUACUGCAGACCUACCAUCACAGAUGAAAUUGUCAUAAAGGUUGUCAAUGGAAGGCAUCCAAUCCAGGAGGUUUGCUGCAGUACAUUUGUACCAAAUGAUAUACAGAGUAAUACAGAAUAUGGAAAAAUUAAAAUCUUAACAGGACCUAACGCCUGUGGGAAAUCUGUCUACCUCAAACAGGUGGCUCUGAUAGUAUUCCUUGCUCAGAUUGGGAGUUUUGUUCCUGCAGAAGCGGCUACACUGGGAUUGGUUGACAGAAUUUUCACUAGAAUUAGAUCUUUGGAAAGUGUUUCUGUUGGACUUUCCACUUUCAUGAUAGACAUAAAUCAGAUGGCAGAAGCUUUGAGAAGUGCCGGUGAAAUGUCAUUAUGUAUUGUUGAUGAAUUCGGAAAAGGGACAGAUAUGGUUGAUGGUCUGUCACUACUUUGUUCCAGUCUGAAGCACUGGAUUGAACAGGGAAAUAAAAGUCCACAUAUCUUCCUGAGUACACAUUACCACGGUAUCAUAAAGCAGAGUCUCAUACCUAGAGAGCCUAAUGUCAAAUAUCUAACACUGGAGACCUUGCACAAUGGUGAAGAGCUUGUGUUCCUGUAUCAACUAGUGGAAGGCCACACAACUUCCAGCUAUGCCUGUCAUGUUGCAACACAAGCUGGACUACCUAGUACAGUUGUCAAGAGAGGAAUGGAGGUAUCACAGCUGAUAAGACGGUGUAAACCUGUACAGAGACAUGAUACUGUAGCAACUGAAACACAGUUCAAAAGAUGUCAGACUAUUGUAAAUAAAUUCCAAGAACUUGAUUUGGAGACUGCAGAUAUCAAGUCUUUCCUCACCGGAUUUGUUCUUCCAGCCAUAGAAGGAAAGCUGUGAACAAUUACAUUAAUUUAAAUUAUAUCUGUUUGAUUGUGAAAGAGACUGAAAACCUAUCUGAGAAGAUUUUAAGUAGAUCUUUAUCAAUGCAGGGUGAAUCUGUUUGUUGUUACCACAUAGUUUUCUCCAGUUUAUGACAAUUAUUUAUUUUCAGCUUUAAGUUAUGACUGUUUCUGUGAUAUGUGUUGAUAUUUAUUUUUAACCACAAUUUUGUCUCGAAAAUCUAUUUUAACUUUUUUUGAUGGAGGCUGUCCAUUUGUAAAUACAGACAUAUGUAAGCACACUAUCUUUAAUUUAUAUACAGUCAAUGAAACACCACUCCCUUGGGCAUAGCUCAAGCUCCUGGCCUCGCUCCACCAUUUCAUAUAAUCCCCAGCUUUUUUCUUAUAAUUAUGUCAUGUUUGUAUUGCUUUAAACCCUAGAUAGCUGGAAGUGAGCAACGUAGGCCCAUUUGAUCCUGUAACUUACAGAUAAUUAGAUAUUAAAGCAGAUUUGCCACAUGGUACAUUCACUGUAACUUCACCAUGAAUCAUUUAGAAACAAAGUAUGAUGUUAAUUGUAAUGAUUAUGCUAAUAAAGUUUGUAAAGUA